GAGGCGCCAAUAGGGCCGCGGAAGCCUGCCGACGCCCGCCGAGGCCCGAGGCAGCGGUUGGAGGCCGGCGGCGAGUGUGUGUUUGUGUGUGUGUGAGCACACGAAGGCGCCAGGGCCCCGCGUGCAGACUGACCCUACCCACUAGGGGACACACUCCCUGAGGCGUCGCCCUCCCUGCUGCAGCAGCGCACAGACCCCAGCGGAAGCCCUCCCCAGUCCCGCCCACGAUCCCCAGGACAGACCGGUCGGGCCCAGGCCUCGCACAGCCCAGCCUCCUAGAGCCGAGAUGAGUGAAAACCACGCCGAUGACGAGCUUCCUCCCGAACUCGAGAACCAGUUCAUCCUGCGCCUGCCCCCGGAACAGGCUGCCAGGGUCAGGCAGAUCAUCCGUUCUGGAAAUGCCGCCAUGAGAGAGAGACUAAAGAUUGACCUGUCUCCGGAUGCACGGCACGCCGUCCUUCAGGUGGAUGACGUUUCUCUGUCCGCCAGGGUCGUUGAUUUGCCUUGUGUCAUUGGAAGCCUGAAAACUCACGACAGGAAAACCUUUUAUAAAACGGCCGAUAUUUCCCAGAUGCUUGUGUGCAGUGCCGAGGGCCAUCCCCGCUCUUCUCCAGAAGAACCAGCCCCUGCCGCCGGGGCUACGGCCCUGGGACACCAAGGGGAGACAGGGAACAAAUAUGUUUGGAAGCAUGGCAUUGCCCCACCACUGAAGAAUGUCAGAAAGAAACGGUUUCGGAAACCGACAAGAAAGCUCCCGGAUGUGAAGCAAAGUGAAGGCAGCUGUGGUGGCUACGUUGACUCGAAAGAUGUGGAAAAGGAAGUGAAGAGACUGCUGCGUUCAGAUGCUGAAGCCAUCAGCAGCCGAUGGGAAAUCACUGUUGAUGACGACACCAAGGCAGUCCAAAGUCCAGCCUGUAUUCCGGGGCUUCCGGUACCCACCGAAAUAAGUGGGCAUAGCUCAUCAGAAUGUGCUGUGCCUCAGAACACAUUCCGUGAUUCUAGCGGUCAGGAUGACGAUCAAGAGAAGGAUGAGAAUAAGGAUGAGGAUGAAGAGGAAGAGGAGGAUGAAGAAGAGGAGGAGAAGGAAGAUGAUUCUGAAGAAGAUUUGGAAAGGGAGCUACAAACCAAGUUUAUUGAGUUUAGCUUGUGCGAAGCUAAGGAAGGUCGUAGUUCAAUAAUUUUGGGAAUUCAGAAGCUGAUUCACUACAAGGAGAAAAAGCUCCAGAAGAUUCAGGGCAAAGCACAAAGACAGAAAGAUCUCCUUGGAAAAUUGGAAAACCUGACCCUCAAGAGUCAUUUCCAGUCUGAGCUAGAACAGCUCAAGUUGCAGGAGAAACAGAAGUAUGAGCAGAUCAUUUUCCUACAGGAGCAACUGAAAUAUUUUGUGAAGAAGUAAGAAGACUGACUCCAUCAUCCAGACUGAAGACUUGGUGAAACUGUACACUUCCCUCUAGUUACCGUAUCUUGAAUUAACAGUUUUUUUCCUUUGAACAUUUUGCUAAUUGUAAUGUUUCAAGAACAUAGUCAUGUAGAAAAGGACAGUAUAAAAAUGUGAUAAAAGGUUCCAGUUGAUUGUGGAGCUUGGCUUCUCUUGGUUGAGAACUCCAUGUAUUGCUUCUCUGUUAUAAUUCUAUCAGAUCAUUUAGUUGUGCUUAACAAAGGGAGACAGUCUAGCUUAUAAGACCCUACAGCUAGUUUGCAUUUGUCUAAACUGUUCAAAUAUUUGCUACAAUGUAGAAAAAAAAUUUCUAGGUGUGGUGGCCCAUACCUGUAAUCUCAGCACUUGAGAAGUUGAGGCAGAAUAAUAAGUUCAAAGUCAGCCUGGGCUACAUAGCAGCUUCCAGGACAAACUGGUUUACAUAGACCUGUCUCAACACAGAACCAAUACUAGAUUCUGUUGAGAUGAAGACUGCUUUCGUGCUCAGGGAUUUUUGUUUGUUUGUUUGUUUUGUGAGUAACUGAAUUUUGUACUAAUGUUGGCAGGUAUUAUCCUUAUUCUAAGUUUCUCUAUUCUAACCUCACUAGAAAAGAUGAGGAAAAGCCAGAUGCCUGUAAUGCUAUGAAGACUUCCUUAACAAUCCUGGGCUUGUUGGCAGUGUUGUUUUAAAGCUUAGUCUGUAUUCUUUAAGCAAAAAAUAAAACUUUUCGAAUGGAAAUAAAAGAAUCGCUAGACUGCU
Molecule: messenger RNA, 2177 nt
Organism: Peromyscus eremicus (cactus mouse)
Lineage: Eukaryota; Metazoa; Chordata; Mammalia; Rodentia; Cricetidae
Product: transcription initiation factor TFIID subunit 7-like
Exons: 1
Coding region: 287-1396 (369 amino acids)
Biological process (GO): transcription initiation at RNA polymerase II promoter; RNA polymerase II preinitiation complex assembly
Cellular component (GO): transcription factor TFIID complex
Molecular function (GO): RNA polymerase II general transcription initiation factor activity
Source: RefSeq, a predicted model, not a curated record